Miscanthus lutarioriparius is the source of this 603-nucleotide messenger RNA. The record is from the annotation of a GenBank genome assembly. NCBI's taxonomy places the organism in Eukaryota, Viridiplantae, Streptophyta, Magnoliopsida, Poales, Poaceae.
AUGCCUGCUAGGCGCUGCUACAGGCCACCAGUGGAUCCGCAGCCCAGAAAGAUGAUUAAUCUUUUCAAAAUAAAGGGUCAAAAGAAAGAAGAGGCAGCAAGUGCUGCUGGAAAGGCCCCGGUUAAGAAACAGUCUGCUGGGGAGCUCCGUCUUCAUAAAGAUAUUAGUGAGCUCAACCUGCCGAAGACCACAUCAAUUUCUUUUCCCAAUGGCAAGGAUGAUCUCAUGAAUUUUGAGAUCAUCAUCCGACCUGAUGAAGGAUAUUACAUGGGAGGCACUUUUGUUUUCUCCUUUCAAGUGUCCCCAUCUUAUCCUCAUGAUCCUCCGAAGGUCAAAUGCAAGACCAAGGUGUACCAUCCAAAUAUUGAUUUGGAAGGCAAUGUCUGUCUGAACAUUCUGCGCGAAGAUUGGAAGCCUGUUCUCAACAUCAACACUGUUAUUUAUGGCCUGAAUCUUCUUUUUACGCAACCAAACGACGAGGAUCCUUUGAACCACGAAGCUGCAGUUGUCCUUCGUGACAACCCCAAGAUGUUUGAGGCAAAUGUGAAAAGAGCCAUGGCUGGAGGCUACGUAGGCCAACACUAUUUCCAAAGAUGUGCUUGA